GAUCAAAAAUGCAUUGACGUUCGGCCGCUGCACAGCGCAGUCCGGCUACACCGCACUACAUAACAAGUUGCUGUAUCCAACUACCCGGUUUAUUGCUAAUCACUUAUCGCAGUUAACGUGUUAAGUGGCUUGUGAAAGUUGAGGAUAUUGGGUGAUCACAAGGCGCCGGCAUCUCGGCUAGGCUGGUAUAUCUAGAGUUGAAGCGGUGCGGAGCGGCUGCGCGCGCAGGCGGUGCCCAGACAUCUAGCACAGACGAGUGCGCUCUCGGGUCAAUAACUGAGUUGCUACGUGGGGGAAUCGGACGAUCGGCGCUCCGCUGCCGGCGAUACGCCAGGAGCCGACCCGCGCUCGCCCCUCCGGACCACAACGCGGCAAGGUGGCGCAGAAACUCGCCCGCGCCCACAGGAACAGCGAUGCCGACAAGGAGAAGGACAGGGAGAAACCGAUCACCCCCGACGCGUUGCUCGCGCCCGCCCAAGAUGAGGCCCCGGCCGUCGCAAGCGCACGCCCCGAGCCCAUCGACAUACACCCGCGCAAACGCAAAAUAAGAGCCACCAAAGACACUCAAAUAUCUAAAAACGAACCUUUAGAUAAAGUAAGAGCGGAAGCAACAAACCAUCCCAAUGCCUACCAAAUGUACAUACACAUUCGAAAGACGAUCGAAGUUCGCCAGAAGAACCUCCUGCCCGUCAAGCCCAAGCCCCCUAAAGACUUUAACAAUUAUCUGAUGAAUAGACGCACUUACACCUUACAGUCCACAGUAAACCCGGAAAGCAAGAUCGAAAUCCCGACGACACUUCCACCACAGAUGGUGGAAGAGUUUACUUCCCAAGAGAAGGAACGCACUCGCUUAGUCACCCAGCAUUUGGUUGAAAAAGAAAAGCUGGUGUUGGCAGUCGAGCAGGAAAUUUUACGGGUUCACGGCCGAGCCGAGAGGGCCGUGAGCAAUCAGUCGAUGCCUUAUUCUGUCUGCACAAUCCUGCGCGGGAAGGAGAUAUACACCGAGAUACCUCCAGAGCAAGAAGAGAACAGAACGACUCGCCGGGGGCGUUGCAACGGGCGACAGAUCAACGCGUGGCUCCAGGAGGUGGACGAUAAGUGGGAGAAGAUUAAGGAAGGUAUGCUGCGCCGGCAGCACAUCGAGGCCGAGACCCUCCACGCUGUACAAGUGAUGGAAUGGGAAUGGAAGUUGAAGGAGGUGGGCAUCUGCGACGCGAAGACCAAGCCGACCACCGACCCUGACCACGUGCCACAAGUCCAUGUAUCCAACUUCGACUUGCCUGCUUGAGCUUUACACGAAAUCUCAUUCUUCUAUCUAACGGAUGCCAUUAACAACCUGUUUCUUCACUCAUUAAGCUUUGGCUUUAUAGAGAUCCGUUAGUCUUUGUUAUUGUUCUUCACGAUCAAUUUUUGUAAUUGCAUUUUUAGCGUUACUAAUUGAAAUAAGAUCUUUGUAAAGCUGGGUCUUAAUUAAUAUUUCGCCAUAUGCGUUCGAUGAUAUUAGAACAAAAGUACCUUAAUUAAUUGUGUUCAUUUUUAACUAUGUUAAGUUUAGUUUAAGGAUGUUAGGAGGUGAGUUUUGACUCUGGCGUCAAAUGUUAAUGUGAUAGAUUGAAUACCACCCGACUGUUUAGGAUUAUUGAAUUUAACAAUUUCAUAUUGAUUGCUAAUAAGUGUCUAUAUCAUUGUUGAAAUGAAUUUCAGAAAUUUUCAAAUCUAAAUAUUACCCUAUCUCGAUGUUAAAUGUCUAGGACGACAUCAAUCGUCUGAUAAUCAUUUCAUUGGAUUAUAAUAUAAAUGUCUAUUAAAUACCGAAACAAUUUGUUAGCAGUGAUUAAAUGAUUCAAUUAUAUAAAUGUGAAUUUAUAAUUUUU
Molecule: messenger RNA, 1874 nt
Organism: Cydia fagiglandana
Lineage: Eukaryota; Metazoa; Arthropoda; Insecta; Lepidoptera; Tortricidae
Product: ankyrin repeat domain-containing protein 12-like
Exons: 2
Coding region: 635-1288 (217 amino acids)
Cellular component (GO): nucleoplasm
Source: RefSeq, a predicted model, not a curated record